This is a messenger RNA of Symbiodinium natans, 1632 nucleotides long. The record is from the annotation of a GenBank genome assembly. NCBI's taxonomy places the organism in Eukaryota, Dinophyceae, Suessiales, Symbiodiniaceae.
AUGUCGCACCAAGUUCGCAUUGGUAAGCCAGGUGUGAAGCGGAUCGACUCGACUGAGGCCAUGGGCAUUCCAGACGAGUCCAGGGAGUGGUUCGUGUCUUGGCCGCCCGUGGUGUCCUUUUGUUCUCAGCUUACUGUGGGGGGCCUGGUCCGGGUCCGGGGAAUUCACCAGGCGGAGCUGGGCUCCCAAGUCAAAGCACUCAAGCUACGAGCCGAGAACGCGUUGGGAGCAGGGUGUGGUCAGCUGGUGACCUCCUCAGGGGUGGCUCUGAAUGGAGAUGCGACCCUGGCAGACGUUAGAGUGCAGGAGGGCGAUGUGCUGCACCUGCACGUGAGGGAAAUCCAAAUCGCCGCAACCGGCAGUGCAUUCGCUGCCCUGUUGGGUGAUGGCUCUGUGGUCACUUGGGGAAGACCGGCGUCAGGAGGUGACAGCAGCGCUGUGCAGGGGCAGCUGCAGAACGUGGGGCAGAUCUGUGCUGCGACUCACGCUUUUGCAGCCAUCCUUGAGAAGAAUGGCUCGGUUGUGACCUGGGGCAAGGGCGACUGUGGUGGUGACAGCUCGGCUGUCCAGGAGCAGCUUCAUGAAGUGCAGCAGAUCCAAAAUUCCAUGGGUGCAUUUGCUGCCCUUCUCCGCAACGGCCACGUGGUCACCUGGGGCGACUCCUUUUCGGGUGGUGACAGUGGGGCUGUUCAGCAUCAACUACUGGAUGUGGUGUCGAUAAAGGCAUCUGGUGCGGCGUUUGCUGCAAUUCUUGGCAAUGGCUCUGCAGUGGCCUGGGGCAGUAGUGACCACGGUGGCGACAACAGUGCCGUUCAAGAGCAGCUACAGGACGUCGUGGACAUCCAAUCUACGGACAGGGCGUUUGCGGCAAUUCUUGGAAACGGUCGUGUGGUGACAUGGGGUUCUGCCGAUUAUGGUGGAAAUAGCGCAGCGGUGCAGGAGCAGCUGCGACAUGUGCAGCAGAUCCAAGCCAGUGACUGUGUAUUUGUUGCCAUCCUCACUGACGGAUCAGCGGUCGCCUGGGGUGGUUUCGAGUUCGGUGGAAGAAGAAAGGUCCUAGCUUCAAUGGAGCUGCGGCAGCGCAAUGUCCAGCACAUCCAGGCCAGCACCGGCGCGUUUGCUGCGAUGUGUGCUGACGGUUCAGCGACAGCUUGGGGCACGACCUUCGGGGGGGGCAGCAUGACCCAGGACCGACUGAAGAACGUGCAGCAGAUACAGUCUUCGGCGCAUGCGUUUGCUGCUCUAUGCGGGGACGGCUCUGUGCUGACUUGGGGACACCCGAGCUUUGGUGGAGACAGCAGCCGCGUCCAGCAAGAACUGAGAGAUGUGCAGCAGAUCCAAGCCAACAGAAGCGCUUUUGCUGCGAUCCGUAGGGAUGGCUCUGUAGUGACAUGGGGCGAGCAUGGUGGGGACAGCUGCGCCGUCCAGGAGCACUUGCAGCAAGUGGUGCGCAUCCAAGCUUCCAGCCGUGCCUUUGCGGCCAUCCGCCGCGACGGAAGGAUUGUGACGUGGGGCGAUCCGUCCGGCGGUGGUGACAGCAGUUCCGUUCAGGACCAACUGCGCGAACAUGCCCAGACAGCCGGGGAAGAAGCUCCAUUCGGUACGGAGGGACCACAUGAACCCUGCAGUUGA